UCAAAACCGCGAGCAGCCUCGCCGAGAGAAAGGAAAGAAAGGGAAAAAAAACAUCUUCGACACCGCUUGUCCAGUUGUCCCCUUUUUGUGUUGGAUUUUUCGAGUGGAUUGGCGCACUGAAAAGGGCUAAAUUUUACGCUAAAAAUGGCUGAUGCAGAGCUUGCUAAGGCCCUGAAAGACUUGCCGAACCGAGUGCUGAAUGUGCCCGUCGAGGAGCGGCCGGAACUGUUCCAAAAUGUGAUUGCGGUGCUGCCAAAUCCCGGUAUUAACGCCACCAUCGUGCGGGGCAUAUGCAAAGUGAUCGGAACUACACUCACCAAAUACAAGGAUCCCGAAUCGCAAACGCUCGUGAAAGAGCUGCUGGUGGUGGUGCUAAAGCAACAUCCCGACCUAACGUACGAACACUUCAAUGCCGUGCUGAAGGCACUGCUUACGAAGGAUCUUGCCGGUGCGCCUCCGAUCAAAGCAGCCCAAGCGUCCGCCCUUGCGCUGGGAUGGGCUAAUCUGAUAGCUCAGCAUGCGGACCACGGGACGGCGGUGGGGAGGAAGGAGUUUCCCAAGCUGCUCGAAAUCCAAGCCGGUCUCUACCAGCUGUCCCUGACGUCGGGCAUACAGAAGAUAUCGGACAAAGCGUACAGCUUCGUGCGGGAGUUCUUUGCGAGCGAGGACGGUCUGGCCCAGCGGUACUUCGACAAGCUGCUAGCGCUGGAACCGUCCAGCGGGGUGAUAGUGAUGCUCUGUACAAUUGUUAGGUAUUUGCAGCAGGAGCACGGCUCGGUGGAGCUGCUCGACCAGCACAAAGCCAAGCUGCUCGAUCACCUGGUGAAGGGAUUGAUAACGGUGAAGACAAAGCCGCAUGCGAGCGAUAUCGUCGCCUGCUCGGUACUGUUGAAAGCCAUCACGAAGGACGAACUGCGUACGAUCGUGGUGCCGGCACUGCAACGGUCGAUGCUACGCUCGGCCGAAGUCAUUCUGCGUGCCGUUGGUGCAAUAGUGAACGAAAUCGAGCUGGACGUGAGCGAUUACGCGCUGGAUCUGGGCAAACCGUUGGUGCAGAAUUUGGCCUCCAAGGAGGAAACGGUGCGCCAGGAAGCGGUGGAAUCGUUGAAACAGGUCGCGCUCAAGUGUGCCGCCCCUGGUGCGAUCGAAACAUUGCUCAAGGAGGUGUUUGCCGUGCUGAAUGGGUCCGGCGGAAAGAUAACUGUGGCGGAAUUAAGGAUAAAUCUCCUGCAGGGUGCCGGCAAUUUGAGUUUCAACAAAAUUCCACCACAAAAGAUUCAAACCAUUCUGCCCGCCGCGUGUGAUCACUUUUCGAAGGUGAUCGAGGCAGAAAUACAGGAAAAAGUCGUUUGCCAUGCGCUGGAAAUGUUCGCCCUGUGGACGGUUUAUCACCGUGGAGAGAUACCGACCAAAAUUGUGCAACUGUUCAAGAAGGGGCUGGACGCGAAAGCUCAAACCAUUCGCACGAGCUAUCUGCAAUGGUUUCUGUCCUGUCUGCACGACGGAAAGCUGCCCAAUGGGGUCGAUUUCACCAGCACGCUUUCGAAGAUUGUCGAGCGAGCGGCGCAAAGUCCGGCGCAGACGCCCGUCGUCUCGGAAGGUGUCGGGGCUGCCUGCAUUCUACUGCUGACGAAUCCCAGCGUCAACGAAAAGCUAAAAGACUUCUGGAACAUCGUGCUCGACACGAGCAAGUCACCGUUCCUGAACGAACGGUUCCUCUCGACGACCAACGCCGAAACGCGCUGCUAUGUGAUGGUCAUCUGUGAGCAGCUGCUCACCAAGCACCGGCAUGAGCUGAAGGGGAACAGUUCCGUGGACCCGUUGAUCCGUGCCGCUAUCGUCUGUGUAAUGUCCUCGCAGGCAAAGGUUCGUCGCUACUGUCUACCGCUGCUGGCAAAGAUCGUCAACGGCGAGGAGGGAGUAUCGCUGGCCAAAUGCUUACUAGCUGAACUGACCCGUUACGUGGAAAGCACCAAGCUCCUCAACGAAGGGGACCCGGCUGAAGAGGGUGUAGCGCCACCGCAAGCACUGAUCGAUGCCGUUAACACGACCUGCGGCGUAGAGCAGAUCGCUAACCCGGACGCACAAUCGUUGGCACUUAGUGCACUGCUAUGUUCCCACCAUCCGGCGGCCGCCUCGGUACGCGGUGACCUGUGGGAAAGCAUACUGGAGCGUUACGGGCUGCAGGGAAAGCAGUUUAUCGCGCUGAACACGGCUCAAAUCGAGGAGACGUUCUUCAGCGGUUACAAGGCAACGGCCAUGUACGAGAAUACGCUCGCGACACUGUCACGCAUCAGUCCGGAGCUGAUUCUUUCCGUGCUGGUGAAGAAUGUGACGGAUCAGCUGAACAAUUCGCGCAUGUCGAACGUGACGGACGAGGAGUACUUUACGUAUCUGACACCGGAGGGCGAGCUGUACGACAAGAGCGUGAUACCGAGUACGGACGAGCAGAUACAGACGGCUCAUCUGAAGCGUGAGAAUAAAGCGUACAGCUACAAAGAACAGCUGGAAGAGCUGCAACUCCGCCGCGAGCUGGAAGAGAAACGCCGCAAAGAGGGCAAAUGGAAACCGCCGCAGCUGACACCGAAGCAGAAGGAGGUGAUCGACAAGCAGCGCGAAAAGGAGAACGCCAUCAAGGCACGGCUGCAGGCACUGCACGACACCAUCACGACGCUCAUCUCGCAGAUCGAGGGCGCGGCCAAAGGUACGCCGAAACAGUUGCCCCUCUUUUUCCCCGCCCUGCUGCCGUCGAUACUGCGCGUCUUUGCCUCUCCGCUCGCCGCACCGGCGAUGGUGAAACUGUACUACCGCCUCAAGGACAUCUGUUUCGGGGAGGAUCGGGCGGAGCUGGCGAAGGACAUCGCAAUCGCUACGAUUCGCAUGAGCAAACCGCACUGCGAUCUGGAGGAAAGCUGGUGCACGGCCAACCUGGUAGAGCUGGUGAGCGACAUACUGGUGGCACUGUACGACGAAACGAUCGAUAUGUACAACGUGCAUCGGGAGGAGGAGGGCAGCAAGCGCUACCUGCUCGACGCGCCAGCCUUCAGCUACACGUUCGAGUUUCUCAAGCGAGCGCUCGUACUGCCCGAAGCGAAGAAGGACGAAAGUUUGAUCAUUAAUGGCGUGCAGAUCAUUGCGUACCAUGCACAGCUCAAGGGCGAUACGGUGGACGGGAAGGACCUGGGAGACGUGUAUCAUCCGGCGUACAUGCCACGGCUGGAGAUGAUUCGGUUGCUGUUGCGACUAACCCAACAGCAUAGAGGACGGGUACAAACGCAAUCCGUCGCCGCACUGCUCGAUGUGGCGGAAAGCUGUUCCGGGCGCGAGUACACCACCCGAGCCGAGCAGCGUGAGAUCGACGCGCUGCUGGUGGCGUUGCAGGAAGAGCUGGACGCGGUACGGGAUGUGGCGCUGCGUGCCCUGGCCAUCAUGAUCGACGUGCUGCCCUCGAUUGCGGACGAUUACGAGUUUGGUUUGCGGUUGACGCGCCGCCUGUGGGUGGCGAAGCACGAUCUUUCGCCCGACAUUAAGCUGCUGGCGACCGGCAUCUGGCAGGACGGCGGGUACGAGGUGCCGAUCGUGAUGGCGGACGAGCUGAUGAAGGACGUCAUCCAUCCGGAGCUGUGCGUGCAGAAGGCAGCGGCGGCCGCGCUUGUGUCGAUUCUUGCCGAGGAUUCGUCCACCAUCGAGGGCGUCGUCGAGCAGCUGCUCGAAAUCUAUCGCGAGAAGGUGGUAAUGAUACCGGCCAAGCUCGAUCAGUUCGAUCGUGAAGUUGAACCGGCGAUCGAUCCGUGGGGUCCGCGGCGUGGUGUCGCCAUUGCGCUCGGCAGCAUCUCGCCCUUCCUUACGCCCGAGCUGGUGAAGAGCGUGAUCCAGUUUAUGGUGCGGUCGGGGUUGCGCGAUCGGCAGGAGAUCGUGCACAAGGAGAUGCUGGCGGCGUCGCUCGCGAUCGUUGACCAUCACGGGAAGGAUAGCGUCACCUAUCUGUUGCCCACGUUCGAGUACUUCCUCGACAAGGCACCGAGCAAGGGUGCGUACGAUAACAUUCGCCAGGCGGUGGUCAUUCUGAUGGGUUCGCUCGCGCGCCAUCUGGACCGUGAGGAUGAGCGUAUCCAGCCGAUCAUCGACCGACUGCUGGCAGCGCUCGAAACACCCUCCCAGCAGGUGCAGGAAGCGGUGGCAAACUGCAUUCCACACUUGAUUCCCGCCGUCAAGGACAAAGCGCCCGAGAUCGUGAAGAAGCUGCUCCAGCAGCUGGUCAAGUCGGAGAAGUACGGUGUUCGUCGGGGAGCCGCGUACGGCAUUGCCGGUGUGGUGAAGGGAUUGGGCAUCCUUUCGCUGAAGCAGCUGGACAUUAUGUCGAAGCUAACGCACAACAUCCAGGACAAGAAGAACUGGAAGUCGCGCGAGGGAGCGCUGUUUGCGUUCGAGAUGCUGUGCAGCACACUGGGGCGCCUGUUCGAACCGUACAUCGUGCAUGUGCUGCCGCAUCUGCUGCAGUGCUUCGGCGAUUCGUCCGUGUACGUGCGCCAGGCAGCGGACGAGUGUGCCAAAACGGUGAUGGCCAAACUGUCCGCUCACGGUGUGAAGCUCGUGCUGCCGUCGCUGCUAAACGCCCUCGACGAGGAUUCGUGGCGAACGAAAACGGCCUCGGUCGAGCUGCUCGGAUCGAUGGCGUUCUGUGCCCCGAAGCAGCUGUCCUCCUGCCUGCCAAGCAUCGUUCCGAAGCUGAUGGAAGUGCUGGGGGAUUCGCACAUCAAGGUGCAGGAGGCUGGUGCGAACGCGCUUCGCGUAAUCGGCAGCGUGAUUAAGAAUCCCGAAAUUCAGGCGAUCGUCCCUGUGCUGCUAACGGCGCUGGAAGAUCCAUCGAGCAAAACGUCCGCCUGUCUGCAGUCGCUGCUCGAGACGAAGUUCGUCCACUUUAUCGAUGCACCAUCGCUGGCCCUUAUUAUGCCGGUAGUGCAGCGCGCCUUCAUGGAUCGGUCGACCGAAACGCGCAAGAUGGCGGCACAGAUUAUCGGCAACAUGUACUCGCUUACCGAUCAGAAGGACCUAACGCCCUACCUGCCGAACAUCAUCCCGGGACUGAAGACUUCGCUGCUCGAUCCCGUGCCGGAGGUGCGUGGUGUUUCGGCCCGUGCCCUCGGUGCGAUGGUGCGCGGGAUGGGCGAAUCCUCGUUCGAAGAUCUGCUGCCAUGGUUGAUGCAAACGCUCACAUCGGAAUCGAGCAGUGUCGAUCGGUCGGGAGCGGCCCAGGGUUUGUCGGAGGUGGUCGGAGGCCUGGGUGUGGAGAAGCUGCACAAGCUGAUGCCAGAAAUAAUCGCCACCGCCGAACGGACGGACAUUGCACCGCACGUGAAGGAUGGUUACAUUAUGAUGUUCAUCUACAUGCCGUCUGCGUUCCCGAACGAUUUUACCCCAUACAUUGGGCAGAUUAUCAACCCCAUCCUGAAGGCGCUGGCGGACGAGAAUGAGUACGUGCGCGACACCGCACUGAAGGCCGGUCAGCGUAUCGUGAAUCUGUACGCCGAGUCGGCGAUUACGCUGCUGCUGCCGGAACUGGAGAAGGGUCUGUUUGAUGAUAAUUGGCGCAUUCGGUACAGCUCGGUGCAGCUGCUGGGUGAUUUGCUGUACAAGAUUUCCGGCGUUUCGGGCAAGAUGACGACGCAGACGGCUUCGGAGGAUGACAACUUCGGUACGGAACAGAGCCACAAAGCUAUCAUUCGCAGCUUGGGCGCCGAUCGGCGUAAUCGCGUGCUUGCCGGGCUGUAUAUGGGCCGCAGCGACGUUUCGCUGAUGGUCCGCCAGGCAGCGCUGCACGUGUGGAAGGUUGUGGUCACGAACACUCCGAGGACGCUGCGUGAAAUCUUGCCAACGCUGUUUUCACUGCUGCUGGGCUGUCUGGCCAGCACCAGCUACGACAAGCGCCAGGUGGCUGCCCGUACGCUCGGAGAUUUGGUGCGCAAGCUGGGCGAGCGCGUCCUGCCGGAAAUCAUUCCAAUCCUCGAGCGGGGGCUCAGCUCGGACCAAGCGGACCAGCGACAGGGUGUAUGCAUUGGGCUGUCGGAGAUAAUGGCGUCCACCUCCCGGGACAUGGUGCUCACGUUCGUAAACAGUCUUGUGCCGACCGUACGCAAGGCGCUGGCCGAUCCCCUGCCCGAGGUGCGUCACGCUGCGGCCAAAACGUUCGACUCGCUUCACACAACGGUGGGCGCAAGGGCGCUCGAGGACAUUCUACCCUCCAUGCUGGAGAGCCUUGCCGAUCCCGAUCCGGACGUAGCCGAGUGGACGCUGGAUGGGUUGCGGCAGGUGAUGGCCAUCAAGUCACGCGUCGUGCUACCGUAUCUCAUCCCUCAGCUGACGGCAAAACCGGUCAACACGAAAGCCCUCUCGAUUUUGGCGUCCGUAGCGGGCGAGGCGCUCACCAAGUAUCUGCCCAAGAUACUGCCCGCCCUGUUGGCCGCGCUGGCUGCCGCUCAAGGCACUCCGGAAGAGGUGCAGGAGCUGGAGUACUGCCAGGCGGUGAUUCUGUCCGUCGGCGACGAGGUAGGCAUCCGCACCAUCAUGGACACGGUGAUGGAUUCGACCAAGUCAGAAAUUCCCGAAACGCGCCGUGCGGCCGCAACUCUUCUGUGCGCUUUCUGUACACACUCACCGGGCGAUUACUCGCAGUACGUGCCGCAGUUGCUGCGUGGUCUGCUGUGGCUGCUUGCGGAUGGUGAUCGCGAAGUUCUGCAGCGAUCGUGGGACGCGUUGAACGCUGUCACAAAGACGCUUGAUUCGGCACAACAGAUCGCGCACGUAACCGACGUCAGACAGGCGGUUAAGUUUGCCAGCAGCGAUCUACCGAAGGGUGGCGAACUGCCUGGCUUCUGCCUACCGAAAGGCAUCACACCACUGCUGCCCGUUUUCCGCGAGGCUAUUCUGAACGGACUGCCCGAGGAGAAGGAAAAUGCAGCGCAGGGUUUGGGUGAGGUGAUCAAGCUAACCUCGCCGGCCUCCCUGCAACCGUCGGUGGUGCACAUCACCGGUCCGCUGAUUCGUAUCCUUGGCGAUCGGUUCAAUGCGGGCGUAAAGGCGGCCGUGCUGGAAACGCUGGCCAUUCUCCUGCACAAGGUGGGCAUCAUGCUGAAACAGUUCCUGCCCCAGCUGCAGACCACCUUCCUGAAGGCGCUGCACGAUCCCAGCCGCACGGUGCGCAUCAAGGCGGGUCACGCACUGGCGGAACUGAUCGUCAUCCACACCAGACCCGAUCCGCUGUUCGUGGAGAUGCACAACGGCAUCAAGAACGCGGACGAUUCGGCCGUUCGCGAGACGAUGCUGCAAGCGUUGCGUGGCAUCGUGACGCCGGCCGGGGACAAGAUGACGGAACCGUUGCGGAAACAGAUCUACACCACGCUGGCCGGUAUGCUCUCACACCCGGAAGAUGUUAGCCGUGCAGCAGCGGCCGGUUGCUUUGGUGCGCUAUGCCGCUGGCUAACUGCGGAGCAGGUGGACGAUGCCCUCGCGAGCCAUAUGCUGAACGAAGACUAUGGAGAGGAUGCCACGCUACGGCACGGGCGUACGGCGGCAUUGUUCGUCGCGCUCAAGGAACAUCCCUCCGGCAUUGUAACGGCCAAAUAUGAGCCGAAAAUUUGCAAAAUCAUCACGGGAGCGCUCGUGUCGGAUAAGAUACCGGUUGCGAUGAACGGCGUGCGUGCCGGCGGCUAUCUGCUGCAGUACGGCAUGACGGACGGUGCGGCCAAACUGUCCACCACCGUCAUCGCACCGUUCGUCAAAUCGAUGAAUCACAGCAGCAACGAGGUAAAGCAGCUGCUCGCCAAAACCUGCACCUAUCUGGCGCGUGUCGUGCCGGCGGAACGGAUCGCGCCCGAGUAUCUGAAGCUCGCCAUUCCGAUGCUGGUCAACGGAACGAAGGAAAAGAACGGCUACGUGCGGUCCAACUCGGAGAUUGCGCUCGUGCAUGUGCUGCGGUUGCGGGACGGUGAAGAGUUCCACCAGCGUUGCAUCACGCUGCUCGAACCGGGCGCCCGGGAAUCGCUCAGCGAGGUCGUCAGCAAGGUGCUGCGUAAGGUGGCGCUGCAGGCGGUCGGCAAGGAAGAGGAGCUGGACGACACGAUUCUCACGUGAUCAGCAAUUGGCCGUAGUCAGCAAGGGGAAGACGAUGUGGCGGGAGCAAAACCCGCCGAGGGAUUCGGGUGGCCAACACUGCGAGACGGAAGGCUAUCGCACCGUGGUGCGUUUGGUUGGAAGUUGGCGAAGGUCAGCAACCGGCUGGUUGCCAGUUUUAGCCCCACCAUUCACAGUCAGUGGCAUCAUCAUCAUCAUAAUGGACGUUUUGUAUUGGCGCAACUAGUACCACUAUUAUUACUAUUACCACUACUGCUACUAAACCUGUCGUACAAUAUCAAACCCGGAGAAUAAAUACAUUCAAACGUGC
This is a messenger RNA of Anopheles stephensi (Asian malaria mosquito), 8440 nucleotides long. RefSeq names its product eIF-2-alpha kinase activator GCN1-like. Gene Ontology annotation, biological process: cellular response to amino acid starvation; regulation of translation. The coding region runs from base 145 to 8130 and encodes 2661 amino acids. The transcript is spliced from 5 exons. The record is from RefSeq and is a predicted model, not a curated record. Gene Ontology annotation, molecular function: protein kinase regulator activity; protein binding. Gene Ontology annotation, cellular component: cytosol. Lineage: Eukaryota; Metazoa; Arthropoda; Insecta; Diptera; Culicidae.